AUGCAGUUAUCCUUGACUUUCCGUUGCCCCAUUGUCCAAGAUGUGUUUGGGGCAGCGCGCAAUGUUCAGCGCCGAAGCGAUAUCUUCAACCUUACCAGUAAUGCAGAUCCUAAAUGUCGGACAAUACACAGAUUUGCGAGAGCAGUUGUUUAUCCCCGGAAAGGUCACCAUACGAGAUCCGGAAGAGCAAACGAGUUGCUGGAACCAGAUUUUCGGCAGGCCGUUAGUCAAAUUGGCAGUACCGGCGCUUCCCCUGUUUGUGCUCAACCGUCCUAUACGGCAGUCAUAUCGGAUACUAUAACACCCGGCACCUUCGUCCUGCGCGUUUCGGCUGUGGAUCCAGCCGGCGGCGCCGUACAGUAUUCGAUCCAAGACUCCGCGUUUCAGCGCUUCACCAUCAACGCCGGCACGGGUGACGUAACCGUUAGCACGGCACUGCAGAAUCGCCUCAGCACAAGGUCAGCCGUGGAGUUUCGUGUGCGGGCAACCCAGACCAGUGGAUCUCGUUUGUAUUGUGAAAGUACCGUCAGAGUAAACAUUAUUCCGUCUACAAGUUUUGGUGGUUCAAGGCUAAGCUUCACGCAGCCAGCGUACACCUUCAAUCCCGCCUGCACACCCGGUUCCGUGGCCGGCAGCGUCCAAGUGUCCGGCAACACGGCCGGUGUGACCUACAGUCUUUCAGGAGCGGCUUCGGGUUUUGCCAUUAAUCCUGUGUCCGGAGCGAUUACCAUUACGGGGCAACCAUCGGGAACAGCGUCGUUCAUAGUUUCUGCUACUGGUCCCGGGGGAUCAGGCACAGCGCAAGUGACGGUUAUAUGUGGAGGCGGUGGCUAUGCAGCAUACAGUGGUGGUCAGCCGGCUGCCGGUGGAUAUGCUUCGUAUUCGGGAGGUCAGCCGGCCAGCUAUGGUCCCGCACCAACUGGUCCCACUGGUUACGGAGGCGGCUCGACUGGAGGAUAUGUUAGUUCCGGUGGGAGUGGUUACGGUGGCGGCGGGAGUGUAACACCGUCCGGCGGCGGUUACGGUGGUGGCGGAUACAGCCCCGCUCCAUCCAGUGGCGGUUAUGGUGGAUCGUCUGGUGGAAGUUAUACUCCUCCAUCAAGUGGUGGUUACGGCGGAUCGUAUUCCAAUCCUCAACCCAGUUAUUACCAACCUCCACCAUCCCAGCCUCCAUCGUACCGUCCCAGCCAGCCAACAGGAUACGGUCAGCCGUCGCAGCCGAGUUACGGUCCCACUGCUUCCUAUUCUCAACCGGUUCCUCAAGUUUACGGAGCAUCCCCGCCAUCGUCAUACGGCGGAUACAGCUCACCUCCGAGCAGCGGCGGGUAUGGGCAGCCUCCAUCCUCUCCUCCGUCUUAUUAUUCCCCUCCGCCUCCAAGCUAUUCCGCGCCGCCACCGAGCUACUCAGCUCCCCCUCCAAGUUACUCGGCGCCCCCUCCAAGCUAUGCCGCUCCACCUCCAAGCUACGCCGCACCGCCUUCCUAUUCUGCGCCACAACCUAGUUACUAUCAACCGCCACCCGCUCCAUCGCCUGUGUCCUACUACCAGGCUCCCACUCCACAGGCCUACCAACCUCCGGCACCAACACCACAGGUCUAUGUACCCCCGGCGCCCGUCUCUCAGCCGGUUUACCAACCUCCUGCGCCGACACCGCAAAUUUACCAACCUCCACCAUCGGCGCCUCAGCCUCAGACCUAUCAGCCUCCAGCAUCCCCUCCAGCGGUUGUGUUUCCUCCAGCGCAGCCAGUUGCUCCCGCGCCUCCUAUCAUUCAAACAAUCCCGACUCCUCCGCCAUGCGUCCCCCCGACGUUUUCGCAACCAUCGUAUUCAUUCCAAGCGUCCAGCUGUAAUGCCGGGUCAUCGGUCGGAAGUGUCAUGGCUUCCGGCCAGGGGCCUCUUACAUACUCGAUGCAAGGCAGCUCUGCGUUUUCUGUCUCACCGCAGACUGGACAAAUUCUGCUGCUCGGCCCAUUAACAUCGAGCAGUCCGAGCCAAAUGACAGUGUCUGUCAGCGGCGCCUGUGGAACAGCUACCGCCUCGGUAGUAGCCAGUGGUAACUGCGCCCCAACACCGCCACCCUGUACUCCACCGACUUUCUCUCAAAGCUUCUACAACAUGUUCAUAUCGACAUGUACACCCGGUACGAAUGUCGGUAAUGUGCAGGCGACAAGUACUUCAGGAUCGGUCAGUUAUUCGCUUCAAGGCAGCUCUGCCAUGCAAAUUAACCCGAACACUGGUCAGAUACAGUUGAGCGGCCAGUUCAACGGUGGUAGCCAAACCGCCACGGUCUCGGCCACCGGAAGCUGUGGCAGCGCAACCGCUACUGUCACUGUAAACGCCAACUGCCAGCCGGCGACGCCAGCACCUCCGCCGCCCGCACCACCGGUCUUUGGACAGCCGUCGUAUUCCUUCUCCACUACCAACUGCCAACCAGGAACCACCAUUGGGACGAUCCAAGCAAGUAGCCCAGCAGGUCCCAGUGGUAUCACUUAUUCAUUGCAAGGUGCAGCACCGUUGUCUAUUAAUCCGACCACCGGAAUGAUUACCGCCGUGCAACAGCUGCCCUCGACAACGGCGCAGUUUACCGGACAAGCCAUGAGCCAGUUCGGAUCGGUGUCGGUGCCGAUUACCUUAAGUAUUUCAUGUGCUUCGCAACAACAAUCAUCUGGUCAGUCCGGCUACGGAGCACCAGCACAACCGCAAAUUAACAGUCCGGCGCCCGCGCAACAACAACAGUCCUGCAACCCACCGAAUUUCAGCCAAUCAUCGUAUACGUUUUUCAUCUAUACUUGUACGACCGGCGCUUCGGUCGGAGCGGUCACCGCAUCCGGUGGUAAUGUGCAAUAUUCGGUACAAGGAACAAACUUUUUCUCAAUGGACGCACAGGGUGGACAAUUGCGCACCAGUAAUUCCUUGCCCAGCAGUGGUUACCAGUCGUUUACGGUGGCCGCUACCAAUAACUGUGGAACCAGCACGGCCACCGCUACCGUCACGGCAUAUUGCCAAGCGCCUGCCGCACCGGCCACGCCACCGCCACCACCGCCCUGCAAUCUCCAGUUUCAACCCAACCAGUAUUCGUUUACCACAUCUAGCUGUACUUCUGGAACAACUGUUGGUAGUGUGUCGGCUGGUGGCUGCCCGGGUCAGGUGACCUAUACCGUGCAAGGGACCUCCAUGUUUAACAUCAACCAGCAGUCUGGGCAAGUGAUGAUUUCCGGUGCCGUGCCUCAGGGUGGCACGCAGUCUUUCUCGGUGCAGGCUAGUUCCGGUUCGUCAUCGACUACAGCGUUUGUCACUGUUACACUCUCAUGCGCCGCACCUGCGCCGCAACAGCAACAACAAAUCCAACAAGGAAUUUCUGGAUAUGGACGCCAAGUGCCAGGACCUUCUGCUAUACCAGCUUCGAUCGUCGCUAGUCCCCAGAUUGCCCAGUCCAUACCGGGAUCGGCUUCCUUUCCACAAUUCCCCGCACCUGGAGCCCAACCGCUCCAGCCGCCAAUGCCGGGUCAACAACAACCAGUGCAGCCAUCCGUACCCGGCACACCCCCGGCAUUUUUCAUUGGGCCAACACAGCAGUCGUUCUUCCAGCCACAAAAUGUCCCAGCCACCCCCUCCGGCGGACAGCCAGUAUUCCAGCAGAAUUCUUUCAUGUUCAAUACGGCAUCCUGUGCGCCCGGGACACCGGUGGGCAGUGUACAGGCGUCCACGAGCGGCGGAUCAGUUACCUAUUCCAUUCAGGGAUCACAACAAUUCUCCAUCAACUCGGCUACUGGUCAGAUUCAAAUUAAUGGUGGGAUAGCAUCAGGGACACAGGGAUUCACCGUCAUUGCUAGCAAUUCCAUCGGCUCGACAACCGCACAAGUGUUAGUAACCGCCUCCUGUGCAGCACCGGUCCAGAGCCUUCCAAAUCCGGUCGGACUGCCUGUCGCCAGUGCCCAGAUUGGUCUACCGGCACCGGGGCAAGGUCCCGUGUUUGCCGCCUCUCCAGCGUAUGGAGCUCCCCCUAGUUAUGCGGCACCACAACCCACCUAUUCGGCUCCACCAACAUACGCUGCACCACCAACUUAUGCAGCACCACCAACGUAUUCCGCACCGCCAACUUACGCAGCGCCGCCGACGUAUUCCGCUCCACCCAGCUAUGCACCCCAGCCGAGCUAUUCAGCACCGCCCUCUUAUGGAUAUGGUGCGGUAUCCGCUCCUCCGUCGUACAGUGCUCCGGCACAAGUACCGUCUUAUUAUGCGCCAGCGGUACAACUACCACCUUCAGCGGUAUACGUUGCUGCGUCAGCACCCAGACCCGUACCGUCGAGCUAUUCUGUUUCUUAUGGUCAGCCGUCUCCACCUAGUACAGCCGGAUACGGCGCACCGGGCCUUCCAGCCGCUCCAAGCAGCUCGUAUGGCGGCGGUGGAAUGGUGGCGUCGUACUCGGUUCCCAUGCCUUCUGUUGCCUACGGCGGCCCUAAUCCGGCAACCGGGUCUCGACAAAGUUACAGCGGUGGAACACCAGCGAGUUACGGUAGUACGCCAAUCGGCAGCUCAUACGGAGCGCCCAGUAGUGGUGGUUACGGCGGUACUCCACAACCCAGUGGAGGCGGUUACGGGGCUCCGCAGCCGAGCAGUGGUGGUUAUGGUACUCCGCAGCCGAGUGGAGGUGGUUACGGUACCCCACAACCAAGUGGAGGAGGUUACGGAGGCGGAAGUUCAGGAGGCGGUGGAUAUGGUGGAGGGUCAUCCGGUGGCGGAUAUGGAGGAGAUGGAGGUUACGGCGGCGGUGGCUACGGCUAUGGAGGUGGUGGAGGGCUGUCCUUUGCGCAACCGUCGUAUUAUUUCUACAUUUCCAGCUGCACCCCGGGUGCAUCUGUCGGCUUGGUGACCGCCACCACUUCGUCUGGCCAACCAACCUACUCGCUGCAAGGAAUGUCUGGCGCGUAUACCAUCAAUCCCCAGACUGGGCAAAUCACAUUAUCGGCGCCGAUUCAGACCGGUGUUCAGACAUUCACGAUAACCGCGUCCAGUGGGAGUGGUAACACCAUGACGGCGGUUACGGUGGUGGCGACCUGUGGUGGUGCCGGCGGAGUGUCGUUCAGUCAGCCAUCAUACCAAGCGACCGUCCAGUGUAGUGCCGGUCCGAAUGCCAUUAUUGGGCAGAUUACGGCAAUGAGCUCGACCAAUCGUCCUUUGGUUUAUGCUUCCACAUCGACGGACUUCUCCGUUGGUACGGACGGGACAGUGCGGACAUCCAAUGGUUUCUCUAGCUCCGGGAUGCGGUCGUUCGUUAUCACGGCAACAGAUUCGACCGGCGCUACCGCGUCUGCGAGUGUCACGGUAUCGAUUGUUGGUGCCUGCUCCGGAGGAUUUUCCAACGGAAUUAAUUGUGGUCAGCAGUUCUACACAGCCACCGUUUUUGAGUCUACGCCAGCAGGAACAACCGUUAUUCGCUUAAACGGCAGCAGUCUGAGCGGUAUACCGCUAUCCUGGUCAAUUGUGGACAAUCCACUGGGGCGGUUUACCAUUGACCCCAACACCGGUGUUCUUAGUGUGGCCGGCGUACUUACCAGGCGAUUUUUCCGGUCAGCCAUGGAGAUACGAAUUCGCGGCACUGACCAGUCCACAGGCGCGUUUUGUGAGACUACAGUGCGCAUAAAUGUGCUGCCGGACACGUUAAUCACAAUCGGCGGCGGCGGCGGCACACCUUCAACGAACAAUCCACCAAGGUUUACGCAAAACACCUAUUCGGUCAAUUUACCCUGCAGUUCGACAACUGGUAUCCUUGUUGGUACAGCAAACGCCUCGGAUCCGGACGGUAAUCCGAUUACCUACUCCAUGUCGUCAUCGCAAUUUACCAUCGACAGCAGUGGCAAUGUGCGCACCGCUGUACCGUUCAUUGGACCCUCGUCAUCGACAUCGUUUGUCAUUCUGGCCACGGACAACUUCGGAUCCAGUGGCAGUGCCACGGUGUCCGUUGCCGUGGUGGGCACGUGUACGGCCACGGCGCCUGGCCCAUCCCCCGGCGCUCCAGGGGUGGUGAUUGGCAACCGCGCACCGAUCUUCCCGCAAUCAACCUACACUUUCACCAUACCGUGUAGUCAAAACUCGGCCGCGUUAGUGGGCACAGUACCGGCAUUCGAUCCGGAUGGCGAUCCAGUCACUUACUCCGUAUCGUCAACGAUUUUCACAAUGGACUCUGCCGGCAACAUCCGCACAGCUAUACCACUAACAAACGGUGGCACAUCAACGAAUUUUGUAAUAGCCGCCACGGACAACAAAGGAGCAUCAACAACCUCUUCGGUCACGGUUUCCAUCUCCACAACUUGCUCAUCCACAUCCGGUAUCACCGGCAGUGUACUAUCGGUCUCACAAGGUCCAACAUGCGCCCAGAAUCUGUACACCGCCACGGUCCAGGAGAGUACCGCGGUGGGGACGUUUGUUCUGCGUGUCGGUGCCACCAGUCCGACCGGUUCCAAUAUUGUCUGGUCCAUACCGGAUAAUUCUCUCGGGCGAUUCACUAUCAACCCGACAACCGGAGACAUAUCCGUGGCUACUACGCUGGCUAGAAGAUGGCGUGCGGCUCUGGAAUUUCAAGUGCGCGGAACGGACACCUCCACGGGAUUGUACUGUACCUCGACCGUCCGCAUUAACAUUGCCGCCAACACUACAUCCGGCACCAGUACCAACAGUCCACAGUUUACCAGUCCAACGUACUUCCUGUCGACAUGCGCGACGCCCACUGUUGGUUCUUUCGUUGGAUUCAUAAUUGCAACUUCCCCAACUGGAUCAGCAAUUACAUAUUCUAUCACUCCGAACAACGAGUUCUCGAUCAACCCGACAACUGGUCAAGUGACCACGGCUGUCAGUCUCGCUAGCGCGGCGACAGGUCUACGUCUGAUAACUGUAACCGGCACUGACGCGACGGGCUUAUCAUCCACGGCUCAAGUGCAAAUUAACGUUGUACCGUGUGCCGUUUCGACAAUAACGGCCACCGCCAGUCCUGCCAACACCAGUCCUACUGCUGCCACGUGCCCUACAAGCGUUCCGGCCGGCACUUUUGUCAGUACUAUCCAGCAGACGGGUGGCACCGGGCCGUACACAUACAGCACAACAAACACAAACUACGCUGUCAGUACAGCGGGCAUCUUAACCACAGCAGCAGUUAUUACUGCCACUGGUACUGCACAGCUAGUCCCCGUGGUGGUCACGGACAGCACUGGCGCUACGGGCACCGUUACCGUAACAGUUACGAUAUGCGGUGCAACCAGCGCAACACCACGGGUGGUCAAUCCCACUAUCACGUUACCGUCGACAAAUCCGGCUUGCACAGCAGGAACCGGCAAUGUUGCGGCGAAUACGCAGAUUGGAACGGUGGUUUCCACGGGAGGUACCGCGCCGUAUACUUACACACUGACCAAUACAGACCCGCGGUUUACCAUUUCUACUGGUGGAACUAUUACGGCUUCUCAAGCCUUAACAGCACCCGGCACAUACACUACCAGUGUGACGGUAACGGACGCUAAUGGACAGACAUUCCAGCAAACCGAAACCCUAAUCUUGUGCGCGGCUGUACCGUCAAUAACAACCACUUCUAUCUGUUUCCCCAACACAGCCACUACGACGACAAUAGGUGCAUCAGGCACACCGGCUUCCGUUACUGCCACGGGCGGAUCGGGAACGUACACUUAUACUACCAGCAGCAGUCAAUUCGCGGUGUCUUCCACGGGCGUGGUUACAACUGCUACAGCCCUCGCCCCCGGUACAUACAGUGUGCCGAUAACUGUGACCGACAGUGCCGGUGCCACGCAGACCCAGGUGAUACCGGUGUUUGUCACGACCGCAGCGACCUGCCCAGCUGCCCUUGUGGCCACCAACCCCGGCACGGCCAAUACCGUUACCCCUCUUUGCUCCCUGGGAGCAGCAUCUGCGCCGGGUGAUGCCGCUGGAACGGCCAUUGCAUGGUUUACUGGCGGCACCGCACCGAUAACGUAUUCACCUACAACACCCAACGGAAACUUCAACAUAGACAGUACUUCCGGAGCAAUAACGUUGAAUACCAUCCUGGGAACCGGUCUUUACACGUACUCGAUAACGGCUACCGAUGCGAGUGGACAGACUGCCACAUCUAACGUUCAGAUAUCAAUCUGUGGCGGUACCGCUGCUCCAGGCGGUGGCGGCGGCGGUGGUGGUGGUGGCGACAUUGGUUAAAGAAUGCCGCUGAGCGAAAAUUUUUUUGAUUUUUUUGUAACCUGACUGGAAAGUUGUAAGUUUGCGCUCGAAAUGGCCGAAAUUGUUCUGUUUCGUGAAAAUGAGUUUUUCGUUAUAUGACGUGGUGUAUAAUAGUCCAUAGAUAUCCUUCGUUUUCCCUUGGCUGUAUACAGACCUUGCGAUCUUGUACAGCUAUCCGAACAGCACGUCGUGUAUGGUUAGUCCACCCCAGAUGCUGGUUGUCUGGACAGCUUAAUC
Paramacrobiotus metropolitanus is the source of this 8454-nucleotide messenger RNA. RefSeq names its product mucin-19-like. Gene Ontology annotation, molecular function: calcium ion binding. Bases 1 to 8196 code for a protein of 2731 amino acids. Gene Ontology annotation, biological process: homophilic cell-cell adhesion. The transcript has 18 exons. Gene Ontology annotation, cellular component: membrane. NCBI's taxonomy places the organism in Eukaryota, Metazoa, Tardigrada, Eutardigrada, Parachela, Macrobiotidae. The record is from RefSeq and is a predicted model, not a curated record.